AGAAUACCCCGGCUGGUCACUUUUUGACAUUGACAAGACAGCUGUUGAUCCCCGCCAAUUUGCUAUCCUAAAAAGGAGGAUUGAUGAGGAUGAGGAAGAUUAUGAUGAAGAAGGCUGAGUAGGAAAUUCACCUGUCUAGAAACUCGAGUCUAGCAAAGUCCUAUUGAGAUGGAUUCAAGACUGUUGAAGGCUGCGAGAGAGGGAGAUGUAGCCACAUUGGAUUCAUUACUUGAGGAAGAUCCGUUGAUCCUUGAUAGAGUUGCCUUAUCAGGAAUUGCAGAGACUCCAUUGCAUAUUGCUUCACUUGCUGGAAAAACUGAGUUUGUAAAAGAAAUACUAAGGCUUAAGCCUUCAUUUGCAUGGGAGCUGAACCCAGAUGGGUAUGGUCCUUUACACUUAGCUUCUGCAAAUGGGUAUAUUGAGAUUGUGAAAGAGCUCUUGAAACUUGGCCCCCAACUUUGUCUAAUCAAAGACAAAGCCGGGCGAAAUCCUCUUCAUUUUGCAGCCAUGAAAGGUAGAGUUAAUGUGAUUGCAGAGUUGAUAUCUUGCUGUCAAAAUUGUGUAAAACAAUUGACAACACGGGGAGAGAAUCCUCUUCAUUUGGCUGUAAAGAAUAAACAGUUUGAAGCGGUUAAGACAAUGUUGGAAAAGCUGAAGGAUGAUGAUGAAGAUGAAAUCGGUGAACUGAUAAAUGCCAAGGACAGUGAAGGUAACACCAUCUUGCAGCUGGCUAUGGCUACUGAGCAACUUCAAGUGAUAGAACUGCUGAGAAACGAAAGCCUGGUUGAGCAAGACAUGGAUAUAACAGAGGUGGGUUCAGCUCUAGAACACCAAUUUGUUCAUGGAACUAAGGCCACGACUCAAGGAACACCAACUGCAAAUUCUGAGUCAAAGCAAAACAUUUGGGAAGAGGUUCAGGAAAUGGUGCUAGUUGUAGCCAGUUUGAUAGCAACAGUAACUUACCAAGCUGGGCUCUCACCUCCUCAAACUAUCUGGAAACAAGACAUGAAAAUGGAUUCUAAAUGCAUCUUUCAUCGCCAUCACCAUCCAUUAUCAUAUUCAUGCCCAGAUGUCUCUUACUUUCUCUUCAUGUCUUUUAACUCAGCUGGCUUCUUCGCCUCUGUCUUCCUCAUUUUCUUCUUCAGAAACCCAUCUUCAGUUCAAGUUCUGUUGCCUAUCGCCCUUGCAUCAAUGAUGAUAACUUACAUUACUCUCUCUGUUAAAAUGUCCCCAAGUGGCCUCGCAUUGCUCAUUAUGUACCUCAUCACAAUUGCCAUUUUCAUCUACUGUGUGUUGGCAAUUGAGCUUGUCAAGAAAAUGCUGCACAGCAUGUUUGAUUUUGCAGCUGGAAAAGUUGGUGGCAUGGCAAAAGCACUUGUAAAGAAGAGGAAACCAACUUCAGCUUCUGCCGAUGCCUUGAAAUUAGAUGCUUGAUUCUGAGUUUUGAAGCUAUUAUCUGCUUGUUACUUAAAACAAAUGAUAAAAAGUAAAUUCUGUAGCGUGAGUUUUUGCUGAUAACCAUAUCCCAUUUUGUAAUUGAAAGUUUUUGGUGUGAUUUAAGAGCAAGUUCAAUUCUAA
Messenger RNA from Mangifera indica (mango), 1578 nucleotides. Its product is annotated as dr1-associated corepressor-like. Gene Ontology annotation, molecular function: protein heterodimerization activity. The record is from RefSeq and is a predicted model, not a curated record. Bases 169 to 1434 code for a protein of 421 amino acids. Gene Ontology annotation, cellular component: nucleus. Gene Ontology annotation, biological process: regulation of DNA-templated transcription. The transcript has 3 exons. NCBI's taxonomy places the organism in Eukaryota, Viridiplantae, Streptophyta, Magnoliopsida, Sapindales, Anacardiaceae.